AUGGCUAAAUUGCUACUGUUGUUUGCUCUCUGUGUGCUCCCAGCAAUUGCUACUGCUCGCUUUGCGGGCAACCCAUUUCUUGUAACGGGUAAAGUAUACUGUGACACUUGCCGCUGCGGCUUUGAGACCACUGCCUCCAAGUACCUCCCUGGUUCUCUUGUUAAAAUUGUGUGCAAAGACAGGGACACUUCACGAGUUACAUAUGAGGUUGAGGGUGUGACCGACUCAACUGGAACUUACAAUAUCCUGGUACAGAGCGACCGUGGAGAUGAUGCAUGUGAUGCAGUUUUGGUCAAGAGUUCAGAUCCAGAAUGCAGCAAUCCUAACUCAGGCAGGGACAAAGCCAGAGUCAUCCUCACCCGCAACAAUGGUAUGGUUUCAGACACUCGUUUUGCCAAUGCUAUGGGAUUCUCCCAGAAUGUGCCUUUGGCUAGCUGCCCCCAGAUCCUCCAGAAAUACCAGGAAGCUGAGGAUUGA
This is a messenger RNA of Fraxinus pennsylvanica, 477 nucleotides long. NCBI's taxonomy places the organism in Eukaryota, Viridiplantae, Streptophyta, Magnoliopsida, Lamiales, Oleaceae. The record is from the annotation of a GenBank genome assembly.